Molecule: messenger RNA, 1220 nt
Organism: Aphidius gifuensis
Lineage: Eukaryota; Metazoa; Arthropoda; Insecta; Hymenoptera; Braconidae
Exons: 2
Coding region: 210-1220 (336 amino acids)
Source: RefSeq, a predicted model, not a curated record
UCAAUAUUAAGGUUGAUCUGGAAGAGAAAGAAAUGCGUGGUUCAGGCUGGACCUUGCAUGAAAUUCUACAUUUGGAAAUAAAUAUAAACGACUCUGUACCUUUACGUGGUGGUUCAUCAACUUUUAUUGAAACUUUUAUUUGAAAAUCAGUUGUAAACGUUAUAAAUUAUAAAGAUAAUUAUUGUUUUAUUUGGAGUGUGUUAGCUGCCAUGCACAAGGUUCCACAUCCAAACAGAGUCACCUCAUAUGAAAGAUACAAGAAUGAUUUAAAUCUAGAUAGAAUAACAUUUCCAAUGAGUUGGUGUAAAAUCAAACAAUUCGAAAAAAAUAACAAUUUGAAAAUAAAUGUAUAUGGAAUUGAUAACACUGAUGAUUUACAUGAUGAAUCUAAUGAUGAAGGAGGUGAUAGCUUCGAUGAUUCAAAUGGUACAAAUAAGAAAAAAAAGAUAUGUCAGCGAAGGAUUAUUCCAUAUUAUUUGGGUAAUAAUGAUGCAUCAAAUCAUCCAACAAUUCAUCUUUUAAUUAUUGAAAAGCCUGCGAAAAAGUUGAUGGAUUCCAAGAUGAAUCAGCAGAUGAAGAAGAAGAAGAAGAUUAUGAAGAUUAUGAUGAAUAUGAUUUUAAUAAUAUUACAAAUAAAAGAAAACUUGGUGAAUUCUCGAACCAUCACUUUGCAUACAUUAAAAAUUUAUCUAGAUCUUAAAAAAUCAAUUGAUUCCCACAAUACUGCAUGUAGAGAAAAGAACCAAUAUGCAAUGAAGAUGCCAACAGAAAAAAACAAUAUUUUCAAGUUUAAAAAUUACAAAUACCAGCUUCGAGUGCCUUAUGUAGUAUAUGCUGACUUGGAAAGUAUAUUAGAAAAAGUAACAGAUAAUUCUAAUAAUUCAUUGAAAAAAACAAUUAAACAAAAACAUAUUCCAAACAGUGUAGCAUAUUAUGGUAAAUGUUCUUACGAUAAUACGCUUUCUACAUUUAAAUUAAAAAGAGACAAAAAUUGCAUUGAAUGGUUUAUUAAAGAACUUGAAGAGCUGUCACACAAGAUUGAUAAUAUACUAGAAAAUAUCAAACCGAUGAAUCUUACUUUUGAUGAAGAAUUGCAAUUUUUUAAUGCAACAAAGUGCCAUAUAUGUAAAAAAUUGUUCACAGCGGAAAACAUUAAGGCACGUGAUCACUGUCAUCUCAGCGGGGUGUAUAGGGGACCCGCCCAUGUUGCGUAUGUAUAA